Penaeus monodon (black tiger shrimp) is the source of this 1889-nucleotide messenger RNA. It is a transcript of the gene Sans, whose product is annotated as Usher syndrome type-1G protein-like. The record is from RefSeq and is a predicted model, not a curated record. Bases 122 to 1474 code for a protein of 450 amino acids. NCBI's taxonomy places the organism in Eukaryota, Metazoa, Arthropoda, Malacostraca, Decapoda, Penaeidae. The transcript is spliced from 8 exons. Gene Ontology annotation, molecular function: protein binding.
UAACAUGUCGCUGAUCUCGCCAGUCUGCGUGUGACAGUGACGGAAAGAGGAAGUGCGUCAGAGCGCUUGCUGGUGUUGGAUUGUAAUCGUGUUAAGACUGUAAUGGAAUAAACGUGCCAAGAUGUCAGAUAGGUUUCAUAGGGCCGCACGUGAUGGCUACCUCGAAGUCCUCCGGGAAGCCACCAGGAGGGACUGCAACGCCCCCGACGAGGAUGGCCUCACGCCCACCCUCUGGGCGGCCUACGAGGGCAACCUGGACGCCUUGAGACAGCUGGUGGGCCGAGGCGGCGACCCUGACAAAUGCGACCACUACGGCAACACGGCCUUGCACUGCGCGGCGGCUCGAGGGCACAUGACCUGCGUCUCGUUCCUCGUCAACUUCGGCGUGAACAUUUGGGCUCUGGACAACGAAUUCCACACGGCCAAGGAGCUCGCCGCCAUGAACAACAAGGACGACAUCUUGCGUUAUCUGGACACGGUCGCCGGGAAGCAGAGGCAGGCUGAUGCGAAGCAAGUAAAGAAGCUUCAGGACAAGGCCCAGAAGGACGCGGAGAAAAGACGGAAGGAGUUCCACAAGAUCCAGCUGAGGGCGGACAAGAAGAGGGAGGCCGAGAACGCGAGGCUGGAGAAGGAGCGGGAGAGGAUCGAGAAGCAGGAGGUCAAGCCGCAAGGUGAGGCUAGGGACACGCGGGAGGCGCUGCCGGCGCGGCGGGGGAUUCGCGUUCUUUCCCUUGGCUGGAGUGUGCACUCUAUAUAUGCAUACAUACAUACAUGCAUACAUCUACACAUGCACGCACACACACACACACGCACACGCACACGCACAGUCCGGGAGACGGAGGGCGACGGCAAGCGGUCGGUGCGCAGCCUCUCCGGCUUCCGCCGCGACUCCGAGAUCCUCUUCGUCCCCAACGGAAGCCUCAGCAGCGCCAACAGCGGCAAGCGCGGCAAGAUCAGCGACGUGUUCGAGACGGAGAGCGAGCAGGAGGGCGGCCGGCUGCCCCGCGCCGCCAGCCAGCCGGACUUCUACGAGAUCUCGGAGCCCAGCAUGCAGCAUCGCGGCUCCCUCUUCGCGCGCCCCGGCUUCGGCUCCGUCGCCUUCAGGAACUCCAUCACGGCCACCCUGAGCAGCCUGGCCACGAGCGGCAGCGGCAGCGACUCGGCGCGCGCAUCGUCUGCGGGGUCGCUGGCGCAGAGGGACGGCGCCGAGCCCUGGGAGGAGGAGGACCUACCUUCGGACGACGAGAGCGAGGCGACGCCCGUGUACCUGUUCCUUGCCGCCGCCGGCCUCACCGACUUCAUCCCGACCUUCGCCAAGGAGCACAUCGACCUCGACGCCCUCAUGCUGCUCACCGAGGAGGACCUCAUUAGCAUGAAGCUCCCCAUCGGCCCGAGGAGGAAGCUCUUGAAGGCCAUAAAGGAAAGGAAUGAAGCCCUAGAAGAUCCCGGGGAAGUGCAGGACAGUCAGCUCUGAAGACCGAGCGGGGCAUCUUGAUGACCCCGCGCUGGGUGCAUAGUGCCCUACGGUCUUUAGCUUUAAAAAAACUGAACGCAGUGAUGUUUAUCAUACAGACUAAACCUUAGGACCUUCAACAUCGAAUUAGCAUUUUUUUAUUCUUUACUAAAAUUGCAGUGUUGUACUUAAAGUGAUGAUUAGGAAAUACCAGUGAUUUAAUAUAAGGUUAAUUGGAGAGUAAUCAGGCCAAUUGAGAUUAUGAUAUCCGCAUCAUUUUACAGUUGCGUUUAUCUGCAACAAUGAUAGGUAAAUUUUUUACUUAUCUUGUGUUGAAGGUUUGUCAUUGGAAAACGAGCGUAAAGGUGUAGUAUAUCACAUGAUACUAUUUUCGUAACUUUACAGCUCUUAAAAAAAAAAAAAAAAAAAAAAAAAA